AUGGAUAAUAGCUACAGCAUCUGGUGCAUGGCAGAGCAUGCUCCCCAGGCAUCCUUGGUUGUCAAUGAAACCGGCCCCUCCUCCGAGAUUGCGGCACUGAUAUCCCUUCACAACACCGCUGUCUCUGAUGUCUCAGGUCGACGCUUGGUCAUUUCCCGUCAGAAUAACUCCAACUACCGCAUCGCCAAUGUCAGUCGCCUGUGGGAGCCCCUCUCCUACCCACUUCUAUUUCCCCAUGCUACCCUUGGAUGGGGCCUCUUUGGCUCUGUCACUGAUGCGAAUGGUGCAGCGGUUCUUAAUGGGGACAUUGAUCGUGAAGCUACAACAACUCAAAUGUGGCAUUAUCGCGCUCGACUACUUCGUGAAGAGCGUUUCUCCAUCUUUGGCCGUCUCACUUGCGAGUAUUUGGUGGACAUGCAUACACGUGACCUUGAAAGCAGGUUGGCUUUCAUUCAAAGGUCCCUCGAGGACCGUCGAACUCGAGAGGAUGCGCAGUUGAUGGGGGAGGAAGAGGUUGAACCAAACGAGAACAUCUAUCUCCCUGCUUCUUUUCUGGGCUCACGAAAGUGGGCCUCCGAGCAAGUGUCUGACUCGCUGGCCAUUGCUGCUGCUCUCGGGACGCCCACCUUUUUUGUGACAAUGACCUGCAACCCCGAAUGGCCGGAAAUACAGUCGCAGCUUCGCCCUGGCCAAGACUACUCCGAUGUCCCAUUAGUCGUUGUACGCGUCUUCAAGCAAAAGGUCCGCCAACUCCUGAAGGCCCUGAAAACCAUGUUCCCUAAUGCAGGCUCCCCUAUCUACACCAUCCAGUGUGUCGAGUUCCAGAAACGCGGCCUACCUCACAUCCAUAUUCUCAUCAAAUACCGCCGCGACUGUUCUACUCCCCAGCACAUUGAUAGUGUAGUCUCUGCUGAGCUACCAAACGACCCAGUGGAUCGUGAACUCAUUCAGAAGUUCAUGAUGCAUAAUCACCCGCCCGAGAAUCGUCCCCCCUCGACAUAUUGCCAGAGAGAGCAAGCUGAUGGCUCUCGCAAGUGUCGAUUCAAUUACCCCUUCCCCAUUACCCCUACCACAACCAUCAGUCCCGAAGGACGUGUUUUCUAUCGCAGAAGAUCCGCCCAAGACUGUAUGGUGGUACCGCACUGUCUCCCCUUAAUAAGGAUGAUGAAGUGUCACAUCAACUUCGAAAUCGCUAGCACUUCACACCUCUUCCAAUACCUAUUUCAAGUAUAUUCACAAAGGAUUUUAUUAGGACCCGAUCGAGCUCGUUACCGUAUACUUGAUGACAACAAUCCGGAGGUCAUCAACGAGAUUGAAGACUUCUGGAAUGCGCGGUACUUAUCUGCUGGAGAGGCUGCAUGGCGCAUCCUGGGAUUCAGAAUUACCCAAAAGGACCCCUCUGUGACCGCUCUUCCUGUCCACGAUCAAGAUAACAUCCGGAACCAACGUUACUCACGACGUAGCGAUGAAGGCUCCCUAUCCAAGCUGGAGCGGUAUUUCCUGCGCCCUGACGGGACCUUCCUAUAUGAAGGCCAGACACGCAACUUUGACGACCUCACCUACACCGAAUACUUCACCCUGUUCCGAAUCGAUCCCUACAACCCCGAAAAAGAUGGCCAUCCAAGAUAUUACCGCGAGCGCCCGAAUGGUUUGGACGCUCCCCGUAUGCAUGUCAUCUUGCGUGCCGGUUCCAUUACACAUCUUGCAAGGAUCCAGAACGUGCGACAGACCCAAGGCCAGACUUUCUAUUUGCGCGCGAUUCUAACUCAGAGGGCCGCCAGAUCUUAUGAAGACGUCAGAACCGUCAACGGCGUUCAAUUCAGAACGUACCAGGAGGCUGCCAUUGCAAUGGGUAUCUUCACCGAUGACGACGAAGCUAUCUUUGCGAUCGCCGAAGCCAUUGCAGCAUUGAGGACACCUCGCGAAAUACGUGUUCUCUUCGUGCAUCUCUUGGUCAAUGACUGUGUCCCCGCUCCUUUGUUAGUCUGGGAUGAGUUCUGGGAAUCACUGGCUUACGAUUUUACCCUUCGCAACAACGGCAAUAUCGAUCUUGGGAGGAACGAGGCCCUCCAAGAGAUGGGCCAUUAUCUCGGGGAGUACGGGAAGACACUCAGCGACUACGGACUACCACAGCCAGUGGAACGCAUGGCCGAGCUGACCGCAGAACUUAGGCGUUGGUCGGGUCGAGAACAGGAGCUAAAUGCUCAGGCAGAAGCGAGUAGACGACUUUUUAAUGACGAGCAAAGCCAGGUGUAUGAGACCAUCAUGGAAGCGAUCGAGAUGAAGAUUCCGUUGAGUUUAUUUGUCGAUGGAAAAGCGGGUACGGGGAAAACAACCGUUAUUCGUGCGCUAUGCAAUAAGCUCCGUGCCCAAGGCCGUGUUGUCCUUCCAACAGCGUCGUCUGCUUUUGCCGCUCAACUUUACGAUGGAGGGAGGACCACACACUCUACCUUUAAGGUUAGCGAUAAAGUCUUUCAAGAGAGAAUUGUCGACUCACUUACAUUCAAGGUCCCCGUCAAUGAAAAGAACGAGAUGCUUCAGUCCCCCAUUCGCUCAACAGAUGCCCGUGCUGAACUGAUACGAGAAGCAUCUCUGAUCAUAUGGGAUGAAGCACCUAUGGCAAAUCGAGCGGUUCUUAGUUGCGUCGAUGAUGUUCUGAGGGACGUCAUGGGAACCGACAUACCCUUUGGAGGCAAAGUCAUUGUUCUGCUUGGUGACUUCAGACAAACAUGCCCCGUUGUUCGAGGAGGGUCCCGCGCCGAAGUGGUUGCCGCUUCAAUAAAGUCUUCGCCCCUGUGGAGGUAUUUCACCAUAGCCCGUCUCAUCCACCCCAUUAGGAAUGCCGAAGAUCCUGAAUUUGCGACAUUUGUCAACGCGAUCGGAGAUGGAGGCGGUCCCGACAUACCUUUGACCGGUCUACGCACUGUCACUGAAGAGAGCGACCUGACAUCCUUUGUCUUCCCAGACGAGAUCCUUCUCCAUCCCACCAACUGCGUGAAACGCGCCAUAUUGGCCCCGACGAACAGGCAGGUCGACAGAUACAACACGUUGAUCUUGAACCGUCUUCCCGGUCAUAACAAAACAUAUUACGCGGCCGACAAACUGAAGGAGGUGGAAGAUGCUGAGGUACCAGCCCCGGAGGCGGUGUUGGACUAUGUAAUGCGUCAUACACCGCCUGGUUUGCCUCCUCAUGCCGUGUCGGUGAAGGUGGGGUCCGUUUGUCGACUGUUGCGCAACUUCUCAAUCGAUAGAGGACUCGUGAAGAAUGCUCGGGUUUUGGUGAAGGGAGUAGGCACGCGACUCAUAACCGUUCAAAUUGUGCGUGAGAGCGGGGUGCAAGAAGGCGAAGAUAUCUUGAUCCCCAGGAUAACAUUCGAAGCGAAUUUGUAUUCAGGACAUACACUGUGUCGACGGCAGUUCCCGUUAGCUCCAGCGUACGCGACGACAUUCAAUAGCUGUCAAGGACUCACUCUCGAUCGUGUUGGCAUCGACUUGACUUCGCCGGUGUUCUCCCAUGGACAACUGUACACCGCGAUGUCUCGAAUUCGGAAUCGACACCACGCCAUUGUUCGAAUGGAUGAAGGGCAGGCUUCGACUACAAAUGUAACUUACUUAGAGAUUCUUGAAUGA
This is a messenger RNA of Coprinopsis cinerea okayama7#130, 3630 nucleotides long. Its product is annotated as ATP-dependent DNA helicase PIF1. Bases 1 to 3630 code for a protein of 1209 amino acids. Lineage: Eukaryota; Fungi; Basidiomycota; Agaricomycetes; Agaricales; Psathyrellaceae. Gene Ontology annotation, molecular function: DNA helicase activity. The transcript is spliced from 2 exons. The record is from RefSeq and is a predicted model, not a curated record. Gene Ontology annotation, biological process: telomere maintenance; DNA repair.